CGGGGCCUACCUCGCAUCAGGACCAGUCUGGCUGCACCUGCUUCCUUAGCUCAGAGCAUCCCUGGAGCAUCUUAAGAGGCGACCGCAGCUGGCAACCAGAGACCAGACCGUCGCAGGAGGCGUCCGCCAGAUACCUUCCCCUUCCCCUGACCUAGCACUCUGCAGCGGGGGCCUCCGUACCGACCGGAGGUCCCAGAGUUGUCUGACCAUUGCAAAAGCAUUUAUAGCAAUAGCCUCUGAUUACGACAUGGCUGAGAUCACCAAUAUCCGACCUAGCUUUGAUGUGUCACCAGUGGUCGCUGGCCUCAUCGGGGCCUCUGUGCUGGUGGUGUGUGUCUCGGUGACCGUCUUUGUCUGGACAUGCUGCCACCAGCAGGCAGAGAAGAAGCACAAGAACCCACCAUACAAGUUUAUUCAUAUGCUCAAAGGCAUCAGCAUAUACCCAGAGACCCUCAGCAACAAGAAGAAAAUCAUCAAAGUGCGGAGAGACAAAGAUGGCCCUGCGAGGGAAGGUGGACGCGGGAACCUGUUGGUGGACGCAGCAGAGGCUGGCCUGCUGGGCCAAGACGAGGGUACUAGCUCUGGGUCUUGUAUAGACCAAUUACCCAUCAAAGUGGACUAUGGGGAAGAACUGAGGAGCCCCAUUGCGAGCCUGACCCCCGGGGAGAGCAAAACCACUUCUCCAUCAUCUCCAGAGGAGGAUGUCAUGCUAGGAUCCCUCACCUUCUCAGUGGACUAUAACUUCCCCAAAAAAGCCCUGGUGGUGACAAUCCAGGAGGCUCAUGGGCUGCCAGUGAUGGAUGACCAAACCCAGGGCUCUGACCCCUACAUCAAAAUGACCAUCCUUCCCGACAAGCGGCAUCGGGUGAAGACCAGAGUGCUACGGAAGACCCUGGACCCUGUGUUUGACGAGACCUUCACCUUCUAUGGCAUCCCAUACAGCCAGCUGCAGGACCUGGUACUGCACUUCCUCGUCCUCAGCUUUGACCGCUUCUCCCGGGAUGACGUCAUUGGGGAGGUCAUGGUGCCGUUGGCUGGAGUAGACCCCAGCACAGGCAAGGUACAGCUGACCAGGGACAUCAUCAAAAGGAACAUCCAGAAGUGCAUUAGCAGAGGGGAGCUCCAGGUGUCUCUGUCAUAUCAGCCUGUGGCACAAAGAAUGACAGUGGUGGUCCUCAAAGCCAGACACUUGCCGAAGAUGGAUAUCACCGGUCUCUCAGGUAAUCCUUAUGUCAAGGUGAACGUCUACUACGGCAGAAAGCGCAUUGCCAAGAAGAAAACCCAUGUGAAGAAGUGCACUUUGAACCCAGUCUUCAACGAGUCUUUCAUCUACGACAUCCCCACUGACCUCCUGCCCGACAUCAGCAUCGAGUUCCUUGUCAUCGACUUCGAUCGCACCACCAAGAACGAGGUGGUGGGGAGGCUGAUCCUGGGGGCGCACAGUGUCACAGUCAGCGGUGCUGAACACUGGAGAGAGGUCUGCGAGAGCCCCCGCAAGCCUGUGGCCAAGUGGCACAGUCUGAGCGAGUACUAAUCCUCUUCUCCUUGCCUCUAACCCCAGGGCCGGGCUGGGCAGGGACGUGGUGGGGAGAGAGAUAAACAGAGAGAAGCGGACUCAAAACCUCAUUUUAGCUGUAGAAGAAAAUUUCUUACAAAACAAACCCCACAAAGAACACCCCACAUGACCACAGCUGCAGAUCAGUUCUUAGCGAUGAUGAUUUUUCUCCUUUGCAAGGCACUAGGAAAUCCCUUUUUUCUUUUUUUUUAUGGGGGAAAAAAAGAGAGGGAAAGACCUCUACAAGUCUAUGUAUAAAAAUGUAACCUUAUACUUGCAUGUCUAAUACAAACUGAAGAAAUUAGCCUA
Molecule: messenger RNA, 1864 nt
Organism: Eubalaena glacialis (North Atlantic right whale)
Lineage: Eukaryota; Metazoa; Chordata; Mammalia; Artiodactyla; Balaenidae
Gene: SYT11
Product: synaptotagmin 11
Exons: 4
Coding region: 248-1534 (428 amino acids)
Biological process (GO): regulation of calcium ion-dependent exocytosis; regulation of dopamine secretion; vesicle fusion
Cellular component (GO): membrane; synapse; axon
Molecular function (GO): phosphatidylserine binding; SNARE binding; calcium-dependent phospholipid binding
Source: RefSeq, a predicted model, not a curated record